Molecule: messenger RNA, 1710 nt
Organism: Manis javanica (Malayan pangolin)
Lineage: Eukaryota; Metazoa; Chordata; Mammalia; Pholidota; Manidae
Source: RefSeq, a predicted model, not a curated record
AUGGAGACAGAAUGGACAUACUGUGUCAUCUAUUCCAUCGCCCAGAUGCAUCUUGUCAGGGGAGAAGACAUCUGUGUUUUCUUGGGCUCUAGUAUCAACCUGAUACGAGAAAGGCAAAUACAGAAGAAAGGCAUCUUGGUGCAAACACAGUGGUCCAAGGUCCCUCAUAAGGCAGACCUGAUUGUCCCUUAUUAUCCCCAACAUGUUUUCUACUGUGCCAGAGGGAGUCCCUGUGACCCACUGAUGGCUUUCACAGAAACUCCUGGGCAUUUGUCAAAGUGGACUCUUCAAUUAAGGAACAUGUGCUCUUCACUGCCCAGGAAGUAGGAGGGCAGCUUUACUCUGCAUCCAGAGGACAUUUGGACAAAAGCCCACACCCUGCAUGGUCACACAGGCAGUGAUGAAUGGAGAAGCAACCACACAAUAGAAACAGAGAUAAACAAGACUCUGGAAAGUUCAUAUUCAAAUACUUCCUCAGAAAUUUCAUCCGAGCUCACCUUUGCAUGGUUGCAGGAGGAUAAUGGAACUGAGGAAACACUUAUGAGCCAAGUUCACUCCAUCAACAAUUCCAUAUUAUUCAAGGACAGAGUCCAGCUGUGUACAAACUGGCCUCUCCCUCUCUCUCCAGUCCAGAUCCACAGUGAUGACCCCAAGUUCUCUCGCCAUGUCAGGGUUGGCUCAGACAAAACCUCAAAUGGCUCCACCACGGUCAAGGUUUCCGCUAAGUCAGAAAGCUCCAUGAUUGUGGAAAAUAACUCCGUGAAUGUCUUAGAAAAGAACAUCUACCUGCUCUUUGAGGAAGUAUUUCCCACAGAAAAUCUCACAUGGUUUAUAGAUACAAGCUUUCCUCAAGGUGAAGAGAAGGUAAAAAUUUACAUUAGUAAUGAAGAGAGAAAAGGCAAAUGUGGAUUGGAAUGCAAAUCUGUUUUGACAAAGGUGUAUGAUAACAAACUAGCCCACAUAGACAACCUGACCAUCUGGUGCACAGCUCUGUAUCCAGCCCCCAGAAAUCAAGUGUGGACUAUCUCAUAGAAAAAGAUCACUUUUUCCUUGGUCUCAGCAAACCUUCCAACAGGUCCUCCACUCGAUGUACCCAAAUCUACGCUUGCCACCCAACCUUCCCCAGCCACCAUCCUAUCUCCCACAAGUAAGAAUGUUUUUAGACUAUUUUACUUUGUUAGUAAAUUGACAGUCAUCCUCCACAACUGUGUUCUCAGUAGAAUGUUUAAGAAAUUGGUUGUAAUGGGGAACCUGUGGGCCAGAGGUUAUGAAGCUACAUCAUCUUCAACAACCCUGGUAGAUCCGCGUACAUUGACUCCAAACUCCACCCCUCAAACCAGAAAUUCCAAUGUGACUACCCGAGGCCUCGGCUACUGUACCCCCAGCAGGAGAGAUACCAAAGCCAUUAAGCAGAAUACUUUCAGAACUGUCAAAGGAUCCACUAAAAAUAACCACAUCCAUAUCACUGGUAUUGUAGUUAACAAGCCCAAAGAUAGAAUAUCCUGGCCAGUGAUUAUAGCAGCUUUGCUCUUUUUCUGCAUAGUAUUGCUUGGCCUUGGAGUGAGAAAAUGGUGUCAAUACCAAAAAGAAAUCAUGGAAAGACCCCCACCUUUCAAGCCUCCUCCACCUCCCAUCAAGUACCCUUGCAUUCAAGAAUCCAUUGGAAGUGAUCUGCCUUGUCACGGAGAUGGACUCCCUCUGGUCCUUUGA